UGGCCCGGAGGCCUGGUGCACCGUGCAGCGCGACAGUUGCGGCCUGGCUAUCGGCGCAAGGCGGUUUUGGCGCUCGAGAGUGGCACGCCAGGCGCGGGGCACGAGGCCAGAGCUGGCUCUGCAGAGUGCGGGGGGAGGGUCUGGCGGAGCCCCCAGAGGAGAGCAGGGGCAGGCAGGGGGUGCCGAGGCAAGUGAGACACUGGAGCUGAAGAAGCAUCAUGGCUGUAUUUCUAGAAGCAAAAAAUGCCCAUGCAGUCCUGAAACGGUUUCCUCGUGCCAAUGAGUUCCUGGAGGAGCUACGUCAGGGCACCAUUGAGCGGGAGUGCAUGGAAGAGAUCUGCAGUUAUGAAGAGGUCAAGGAAGUAUUUGAGAACAAAGAGAAAACGAUGGAGUUCUGGAAGGGAUACCCAAAUGCAGUCUACUCAGUCCGAGACCCCUCGCAGAGCUCGGAUGCCAUGUAUGUGGUGGUGCCCCUUCUGGGGGUAGUCUUGCUGAUUGUCAUUGCCUUGUUUAUCAUCUGGAGGUGCCAACUGCAGAAAGCAACUCGUCACCACCCCUCCUAUGCUCAGAACCGAUACCUAGCCAGUCGUGCUGGGCACAACCUUCCCCGAGUCAUGGUGUACAGAGGCACUGUGCACAGCCAGGGAGAGUCCUCUGGGCACCGUGAGGCAGGAACUAACCCACAGAUAGUUAUGGGGCCCAGCCGGGGAGGCAGAACCACUGUCAGGCUGGAGAGUACCCUCUACCUCCCUGAGCUCUCUCUCUCCAGACUAUCGAGUGCUACCCCUCCCCCUUCUUAUGAGGAGGUGACUGCACCCCAGGAGGGCAGCAGUGAGGAGGCCAGUGUUUCUUACAGUGACCCUCCCCCAAAGUAUGAAGAGAUUGUGGCAGCCAGCCCCAGUGCAGACAAGUAGCUGAGCACAGGCCAUGGCCUGUAUGAAAGCCUCUGCCAGAGGUAGCCUACUUCCUUUUGGACUUCUGAAAGACUGUGCCACCACAAAACAGCCUUAGCCUCCUUGUUGCCAAAUAAUUCCCUAAUUGUGGAUUUGUAGGAAGUCAGUUGGUAGAGACAGUUGGUGUGUGUGUGUGUGUGUGUGUGUGUGUGUGUGUGUGUGUGGUGGUCGGGGAAGGGAUAGGACAAGUGCAUGAGCCCCCUGGGAAGAACUACAGACCUGAGAGUCUAGGUCUUCCAGACCUCCCCCCUGCCACCCCACUAUCCUGCCCUCUCAUUAGGGACUGGCUUAUCUUAUGCCAAAGGAACCAUCCCAUAGCAUUGAUUGUGAUUAGAAUGACCACAGAGUCAUCCCCUGGGGGCUGUGGGUCUGUCUGGGGACCACUGUCUGUCUGGGGACCUAGGCCACAGAGAUAAGGCAGCCCUACAGUUCCUCUUUUCUCAACAGUUUUCACUUCUUCCUGUUCUCACUUAUAUUAUGAGGACAGAAAUAACGAUUGAACUAGGAACAAAACACAAGUCAUAACAAAUAAUGAACCACAGAUGAAAACAAUAGCCCCUGGACCAUCUGUACCCUCUAAAAUACAUCAAUUGAACAGACCAUGGCACAGUCUUCCUCCAACACCCAACCCUAUGCUCCUGGCCAGGGUGAAAUCUAUGUGGAGAGCAACUUGGCAAGAGAGCAGGGCAUGAGAAGGAGGGGGAAGUGGGCAGUGUGGCAGAGCUCCUUUUUUCCAGACCAAUCAAGGGGCCCACUUGAACUCUGCCAUCUUGUUUCUGAUGUGUACCAUCUGUGUUUAACCACUCCCCACUGGCAUUAGCCCAGGUAUAGCCUUGGAGUACUCUGUUGUGGGGCAACUGAUAACCCCUUCCUUCAUGAAGUCCAGGGCCUCUCCUUGGCUGUUACAGACUGGCACAGAGAGCUCAAGAUUCCUCCUUUGUGGGGUUGAUUAAUCCAUAGGAUAGUUAAGACCAUGAGCUCCACCUCCUUGGCACUGUGCUAUCUGGCUUUGAAGUUUUAGGAUUUUUUUUUUUUUUUUUUUUUGGUAAAUAGGUGCAUUGAAUUUGAACUUUAGAUUGUGAUUUCUCCUGAUGAUUCUCCCUUACAGGGAGAAGUUCCCGAAGUGUGUCUUAAAUUUUUUCUUAGUGGGGGAACCUAUGACCUGGGGUCUAAAGCCUACCUGGGGUUUGCUCUGCCAUGGCCAGGGGCUGAUCUGUUUUCAAUGAGGCUUUGGAAUACAUUGGGCAGAGGUGACUUGCUCUUUAACUGUCAAUGAUAAAGUAAAAGACACUGUUGAUACCAUCUCUACCUGCCCCAGCUGUAUUCUCCUGUCCUCUAUGCCAAAUCAUUCCUCCUCUGUGGUGCUUUAAAAUAUGUAGCACAUUUUUGUGGGGCCCAAAAAGAGUGCAUAGCGUGGGUCUGCUGGCAACUGCAGUUGUUUCCAACCCACAGAGUUGACAAGCUUCCUUCUGUCCAAACAGCCUUCCAAGGCAGACACUGAGACACAUUCCUUGAAUGCAGUUCUGCCUUGAGGCCCCAGAUGACUUCUACAGGCUGAUCCAGUGCUAGGGACAUUCCUAGGGGUGUGUUUCUAGUCAAGCUAAUGUUCUUACCCCAGUGAGGCUGCCAGCUUGGAUAACUUAACCCUGUGGCUCCCCUACCUCACUGGCCCAUUAGAGGCUGAUGGAGCUAAUGCUUGUGAAGUGCUUGAAGCACUGUGGAACCAGUGAAGUUUGCCCAUAGCAAGAUUCUUUUAGAAAUAAGUAGUAGCUGAAAGGGACUGGUUUUAGCAGAGGGUUUCCAAUGUCACUGAUGUUGAGUGUCAACAUGAGGAGUCAGUCUCUUUCCAUUUGACCGUUUUGGGGCCUUCCUCUCUCCCCAAAGUCUCUUCCCCCUUUCCCUCCAUUUUGACCUCCUUCCUCUGUCCCUUUCUGCUUUCAUUCCUUGUGUCUUCCAUUUUCCCUUUUCUUUCUUCCCAUUUUUCCUUUUAUUCUUUCACUUCAUUGGUCUUCUAGUAUUGCCUUUCUGCAUGGAGAGAUUUGGGGCUCAGAAGCGCCCUGCCUUUCUCAUGGUAGAGAUUGGGAUCAAUCUCAUCUAGACAUGUUGGAGAUUCUGGGGAAGGUGAAAGCUCUGGGGCCAGCCCAGCAUCUCCUUUUGUUGAGCUGGUGCCUGAUUGUGACCUGAGAUACAUGAAAACAGACUUACCCCAAUGUGAGUCCUCCCCCAGUUAGCAGAGAGUCAGGCAUAGGCUCCACUGACUAGGGCCCCAGAGAGUGUGUCAAGGAAUGCCCACUGCCUUUGGCUUGUGUUGAGUUUUUUUCUGUUGAGCUCCCUGGCACUAGAGGCUAGGGAUGUGUGAGUAAGAGCAGGAAACUGACUCCCAAGGCCUAUAGUGAGUGACAUGUAGCCCCCGGGGCUAAGAACUGGAUGCAGGGUGAGUGAGAAACAGCUCCUUGGAUGUGGCCUGUGGGUUCUAGGUGCUUCACAGAGCUCUUCCAGGUGACUUGUGCCAAGGCCUCUGCAAUGGUUUUCACAGCAUAGUAUUUAGUACAUAUAUAAUGGGCAUAAUUCCUUAAGGUGCACACUUGGCUUUUAUGAAUGCCCUGUACAUAACUUUUCAAACUCUGUCUUUGUAUAGACAUUGAUUUGAUAUGAUGCUAACACUUCAGUAGCCACAUUUUUGUUUAAGGCGCGUGUGCGCAUGUGUGUGUGUGCAUGUGUGUGUGUAUACAUGUGGGCACGUUGUCUUUUCUCAUUGCUUCUAUGAAAUGAUAGCUGGUGUGUGAUUCUAUUUGUCUCAAGAGAGAUCUGGUCUGAAGAGAAGUCUGUCUUCAUCUUGUGGGGCCUGAAUUCUGUGGGACCCCUCUCCCACUCACAUGUCUUUUUGGCACGGUGCCCCCUGUUUCCGCUCCUAGCUCCUAUCUUUGUAGAUGUCAGCAACUAAAGGAAAUCUGAGCACACCUGUGUGUGUGUGUGUGUGUGUGUGUGUGUGUGAGAGAGAGAGAGAGAGAGAGAGA
Messenger RNA from Mus pahari (shrew mouse), 3970 nucleotides. It is a transcript of the gene Prrg3, whose product is annotated as proline rich and Gla domain 3. The record is from RefSeq and is a predicted model, not a curated record. The coding region runs from base 219 to 914 and encodes 231 amino acids. Lineage: Eukaryota; Metazoa; Chordata; Mammalia; Rodentia; Muridae. Gene Ontology annotation, cellular component: extracellular region. Gene Ontology annotation, molecular function: calcium ion binding. The transcript is spliced from 4 exons.